GGGACCUUCUCAUUCUACUUUCAGUUAACAGAAGCCACACGAACACACGCUUAUCAUCAUGCCGAGUUUUUAUUUGAUCACAAACCUGUCUAAAGGAAAAAUACCUGCAGAUUUUCUAACUCAAGCGUCAACGCUGAUUGCAACGGCCCUUGGGAAGCCCGAAUCGUAUGUAACAGUACGUGUUGAACCGGAUGCUCAGAUGAUAUUUGGAGGGUCAAACGAUCCAUGUGGUACGGCCGAACUCGGCAGUAUUGGUAGAUUAGGCAUUGAAGAAAAUAAGGUUUUGGCAAAGACGAUUGGAGAGUUUUUAGAAAAACAACUGGGCUUAAAACAAAACAGAGUCUACAUUCGCUUCACAGAUAUACCAAGAGCAGAACUGGGUUUUUCUGGCACUACGUUUGACGAACUUCUAGGAAAAAAGUGAUGGAUUUACUGAUGUAUAAAACAAACAUUUAUUUUUGAUUUUGUACUAAAACCAUGUUCUAGAAAUAUAUAUAUGUAUCGAUCA
Messenger RNA from Patella vulgata (common limpet), 508 nucleotides. Its product is annotated as macrophage migration inhibitory factor. The transcript has 3 exons. Lineage: Eukaryota; Metazoa; Mollusca; Gastropoda; Patellidae. The record is from RefSeq and is a predicted model, not a curated record. Gene Ontology annotation, molecular function: cytokine activity; phenylpyruvate tautomerase activity. The coding region runs from base 59 to 424 and encodes 121 amino acids.